This is a messenger RNA of Hemicordylus capensis (graceful crag lizard), 5486 nucleotides long. It is a transcript of the gene ALDH5A1, whose product is annotated as aldehyde dehydrogenase 5 family member A1. Bases 156 to 1772 code for a protein of 538 amino acids. Gene Ontology annotation, molecular function: succinate-semialdehyde dehydrogenase (NAD+) activity. NCBI's taxonomy places the organism in Eukaryota, Metazoa, Chordata, Lepidosauria, Squamata, Cordylidae. The record is from RefSeq and is a predicted model, not a curated record. The transcript has 10 exons. Gene Ontology annotation, biological process: GABA catabolic process.
GAGGAGGUGGUGAUGGUUAGUCUACUCUAGUUUAGUGCUCGCCAAGCGGCUGAGAAGAAGUUGAGUCAGCCAGGAGGCGCUGCAGGAGCGCUCGGCGGGCCCAUUGCGCUUGCCCGCCCCGCCGCGCUCCACCCUCCGUCCCUGGCGGCGCGGCCAUGGCGACUCGGUUGGCGGCGCGGAGCUAUCGAGCGCCGCUAGCCGGGCCCUGCUGUUGCGCCCCGCGAUCUGUGCUGCUGUCUUCCCCACAGGCGGGGGCCCCUCUGGUGGCGGGGUCCUGCUUGGCGGCCCGCCUCCAGAGCUCUGCUCCCGGCCCAGCAGCGUUCCUGCCCGCCUCUCUGGUGCGCGCCGGGGGCUUCAUAGGAGGCCGCUGGGUGCAAGCGGCCGCCACUUUCCCAGUGCGGGAUCCGGCUAGCGGCGCGGAGCUGAGCCAAGUGGCGGACUGCGGGGUGGCGGAGGCUCAGGCCGCGGUGAGGGCCGCCUGCGAGGCCGGUGUCACCUGGAGCGAGGUCUCUGCCAAGGAAAGAAGUGCUUUACUUCGUAAAUGGUAUAAUUUGAUGAUUGAGAAUAAGGAUGACCUUGCAAAGAUAAUUACAGCAGAGAAUGGAAAGCCACUGAAGGAAGCACAAGGUGAAAUUCUAUAUUCUGCUUCCUUCUUGGAAUGGUUUGCUGAAGAAGCUAGGCGGAUUUAUGGUGACAUCAUUCCAUCUUCAGCCAAGGGCAGAAGACUUUUGGUACUGAAGCAGCCUGUGGGAGUUGCUUCCAUCAUUACUCCAUGGAAUUUUCCAAGUGCUAUGAUUACUCGGAAGGUGGGUGCCGCACUGGCAGCUGGCUGUACAGUGGUGGUGAAGCCAGCAGAAGAUACACCUUUAUCUGCUUUAGCACUCGCUGAGCUUGCAGAUCAGGCUGGGAUUCCUGCUGGAGUAUGUAACGUUGUACCAUGUUCCAGACAACAGGCAGUAGCAGUCGGGGAAGUGCUGUGUACUGAUCCCUUGGUAGCCAAAAUCUCUUUUACUGGCUCCACGGCUACAGGAAAGAUACUUCUGCGCCAUGCAGCUAGCACUGUGAAGAGAGUCUCCAUGGAGCUUGGAGGACAUGCACCAUUCAUAGUGUUUGACAGUGCUGAUGUAGACAAAGCCGUUGUAGGAGCUUUAGCUUCUAAAUACAGAAACUCAGGCCAGACCUGUGUGUGUUCAAAUCGCUUCUUGGUACAAAAAGGGAUCCAUGAUGCAUUUGUGGAAAAGUUUGCACAAGCCAUCGAGAAAGAGCUACGUAUUGGCAAUGGCUUUGAUGAAGAGACUACCCAGGGACCACUUAUUAAUGAAAAAGCUGUAGAGAAGGUUGAGAGACACAUUCAUGAUGCAGUUUCCCAAGGAGCAUCUAUAGUUACAGGAGGAAAAAGGCAUUCUUAUGGAAAGAAUUUCUUUGAGCCAACUCUACUCAGCAGUGUCACAACUGGCAUGUUGUGUACACAAGAGGAGACUUUUGGUCCUUUGGCCCCAGUUAUCAAGUUUGAUACAGAGGAAGAAGCUCUUGCCAUAGCAAAUUCAGCCAGUGUGGGUUUAGCAGGUUAUUUCUACUCGCAGGACCCAGCCCAAAUUUGGAGGGUUGCAGAGCAACUGGAGGUUGGAAUGAUUGGCAUCAAUGAAGGAAUUGUGUCUGCUGUGGAGUGCCCUUUUGGUGGCAUAAAACAAUCUGGGCUAGGAAGAGAAGGUUCAAAAUACGGUAUUGAUGAAUAUUUAGAAAUCAAAUAUGUUUGUUUUGGAGGCUUAUAGUAGCAAUUUGUUGAGUCUGUGAACCAUGCAGGGCUUUAAAAUGUUCUGAAACAUGCAUAAUUUUUGUAGUCGGAUCACUGUUCCCCCUUCCCCCAAAUGAAAGCAACCAUAUUUACGUAUAGAGAUACUUUUUACAUAGAACUAUGGCAGCAUAUGUAAAAUGUAAAUUUUGGUAUUACAUCUGUGUUUACAGGUUUGUAAGAAUAUAGAUCUACUUACUUACAGAACUUGUCCUAACCAUAAUGCAGGAAAUGAUAUUUUAAUUAAUGAACUUAGUUUGAAGGAAUUGGAAAUCUUUACUAACUGAGGUACAUGUUUUGGAGGAGACAAAAGAGCAAAAAGAUACUUCACUAUCUUUUUGCACUCAUGUGGAGCAGUUGGGAGGAUAGCGUUAUCUUGAAUAAUUGUACCAAAUAUUGAAUCUUGUCAUUUUGUUACUUUGUAAAAAAAUGUUCUUUUUCUGAUUGCCUAUUUUAAGGCUCCUAGAAAAAUUAGAUGUUCACAAGAAAUCUCUAAUCAGUAACUUUCUUCAGCUGUUGGCUGGAGCCAAGUGUCCUUGAAGGCAUGUGUUCAGUUCUGACUCCCCCUUGUUUUAUUAGUGCCUGCUCCAGACUCAAGCAUCUUUAGGGAGAUAAUAUGAUUUCUGCUUGUAGCUAAAGCUUGAGACCAUACUUCCUACGUUUAUGAUAUAGCACAAAGAUAUAAGAUGCAUCAUAGGACACAGAUGUCAGAGUUUAUUUGGCUUGGUGUCCUCCUAAUGGAGAAUCUGUACUGUAUGUAUUCUAGAAUCUCCUAGCAUUCCGCAGUUUGCAUCAUAAGGGAAUCUUUGGAUAUUCUAAGAGAGUUAUAUAGAUUAGAGUGCACACAUGUACAAGUGGUGUCCAGGCCUGACGGUUGGAGCUACAAAAAAAUAGGCUACAAAAGCAUUCAAGUGCCAUAAUAAAUGGGACUUAAUUUCUUUAACCCCACCCUUUUCCCAUUGGCCUACUAUAUAGUGCUGGUCUCUCCCCUUGAAUCCCUAGUCAUUGCUUACAGCCAAGUAUUUCUUCUCUUGACUGCCACUGUAUUUCUCUGUGAUCAUGGUGCUUAUUCGAGAGAGAUACACAAAGCAGACAACGGGGUAUUCUUUAAUCCCAGCAAGGCAAAAGCCUUAAAAGAUCAGAAGGCAGCAGAGAAACAAUGAGGGAGGACUUUAAAAGGUUCUUGUAGCAAUGAGUUUCAGUUUGAGUACUGCUGCAGUAUAUAUUUAAAAUUUCAGUCUGUGCAAGUCUAGUUAUUGUCUUCCCCAAACAGAAAAGUCCCCCCCAAUUUAUUUCACUACCACAAAUUAAGGAUUUUCUUGACACCCAGAUAAGAGCACUUUUGCCUAAGCAGGCAAAAGUCUUACUAGCUAUAGAAGUUAAUGGUGUACAUGGUGAGCAAAAUUAGUGAAAAUAGUCCCAUUGAAAUUAAAAGGACAAGUUAGGCAAUCCUUUUAAUUUCAAUGGGACUACUUUGACUAAUUUUCCUCAUCACGUCAGCCAAUGGGACUCUUUAAUCAUGUCAGCCAAUGUCAGUACCCGUGUCAGCCAAUUAGUCUGCCAUGAGUGUUCUAUCAAGUCUUCUUCGUAUAAACUACUGGUACUUUUGAAGGAUAGAAAAUUAGAAUAGUGGCAUUAAACAUUGUUGCAUUACAGUGAUCAUGCACUUUAUUUACCUUGCCAAACUUAAUUAGAAGAUCUGCACUAUUCUUAAGCAGGCUUUGCUUAAAUUGUCAUAUAGGCAUCACCAUACUGCUUCAGAGGAACCUAAGGGCUUCAGCCUCUCUGUGGGAUUUUGGGUUUUCCUUGGACUGUAAGCCUUUAUCACAAACGGCCUUUGAGAUUCUCUCAAGCUUCAAUAGUGGACUGUAACGCAGCAUGGGAGUUCACAGUUCAGGAGUCAUAAGCCCAGAGCCUGUCUGAGCACAGGGGACUAGUUUCUGGUAGAGAUGUACACAAAUUGUUUUGGCGUACCUAGAUCAAGGUGUGAAAACAAUUCAAAUUCCCCCGGCCAAAACGCUUCGGCUAGGGGAGAGCAGGUGCUUUAAAUGGGGAGAAGAAGGUCUUAUCUACCCCUCCUGUGCUCUGCUGCAGCCUCCUGCCAUCUCUCCAUGGAGCUAUCACAUGGAGACGGCCGUGCUGUCUCUGCUGGUAAAGCUUUGCUGUGCCGGGGGCUUUCUAGCUGGGAACAGGAAGUUCCCUGUUCCUAGCAUCCCAUGAGCAGUGACAUUGCAGCACAGUGGCCAUCUUGAGUGCCCAGCAGCUUGAGUGCUGCUGGGUUUGUUGGUUUGGUUGGUUGGGUUUUUUUACUGGGCAUUCAAGAUGGCAUCUGCACAUGUGCAGACGCCAUCUCUGUGAUGUCGCUGCACAUGGAAUGCUGGGGACAGGAGCCUCCUGUUCCCAGCUAGAAGGCCCCCAGCAUGGCACAGCUUUAUCAGCAGAGAUGAUGUGGCCCAUUUAAAGUGCCUGCUUGCCACCCCCAGGGAUGUGCACAAACUGCUUAAUGCACAUCCCUAGUUUUUGGUUAUUAAUUGCUGCAUCUGUUAGGUUCAGCUAGCCUUUGUUUGAAUGAACUUGCAUUACCAAACAGGUAUUGUUUCUGCUAUUGAUGUAUUAAGGAUAGAUGGAAGACUAAAAAGCACACAGUGGUGACUUUAAAAAAACUUGUGUGCCUGGAAAUUGUCUGUAGGGCCAGCAAACAGUGAGUAAUGAAUAGAUCAUUAUGCUAAAUGAGGUUGAGGAAAAACUUGGGAGUUGGAUUUUAAGGCUGACUAGCAUGAAUGAAAGUUCUGUCCUGCAUGCAAGCUGGAAGAAAGCUACUUUUUACCAGCCCCCUGCAAAUCUACUCCUGAAGGCUGUGAGACCCUUAGGAGGAGAUUAUUGGGGUCUGCAGAGAGAAGAUUGAAGGAAAUUGCUCUUCUCUGGUGCAAAUAAAAGUAGUACCAUAAUGUACCAUCCCAUGAUAAUUAUCUUAUCUAUAACCUGGAAGUCUGGGUUUUUUAAUUUUUUUAUCUCUUUCUCUGCACUGUGUGGGCUGGUAGAAUCUUAUGACAACCUUGCUCUGUGCUGGUGCAGCUAGAACUAAGUAUGGGAUAGAUCCGCCCCGCCGCACUGGCUCCCCGAUGCUAUGGUCCUAAGAGCCAGUCUUAAGUCACUAAGUCCUUUGAUGCUGUUACCUGCUGCUGAUUGGUACAGUAUUUUUGUCAUGAGGGCAGGAAGUUGCAAAAUCAGUUGAAACUUGUGUUCAGUUGGUUACAUUCCAGAGCUCUAUGGGCUAAUACUACAGAAUGAUCUAAAAGCACUGAGGUAAAAUGCAUAUUGGCUGCCAUUUUAGCCCACUAUAUGAAGGCAGAUUCAGAUGGCUGGAUCCUUGUGGAUAGAAUAUAGUUAAAAUUGUUAAACUAAUUGUUUUGAAAGAAUAUAGCAAAACAUCUGAGAAGCACAAAUGUUGAUAGUGUGUAACAAGAUACUACUUACUAGCAAUUCAUCUUGUCAAAGAAAUAUUCUCUGACUGGGUGUGUGUGUAUAUUUGUCAAAAUAGUAAAUUCACUAAAUGUUGUAUACUGUGAUUCCUUAAGAAGAGACUAUUUUAAUUCUAACAUUUUCCCUUUGGAUUUUCUCUAGCUUGUUUGUUUAAAAGAGAUGGGUGUUGGCAAAGAAACUAUUAAGUUAAUAAACAUCUAUUUGAAACUGG